This is a messenger RNA of Suillus discolor, 255 nucleotides long. RefSeq lists its product as uncharacterized. The record is from RefSeq and is a predicted model, not a curated record. The transcript has a single exon. Lineage: Eukaryota; Fungi; Basidiomycota; Agaricomycetes; Boletales; Suillaceae. The annotation marks the transcript as partial.
AUGUCAUCGUACCGAGAGCUGUUUCACGAUUUCGUCAGCAUCAGCCCAAAUCCUAUUACAACUGUGGACAAACAUACCUUCGAAGCGAUCAGUAAAGGCAAUAUAAUGAUCCAACUGCCAAAUGGAGAGUCAAACACUCGAAUACUUCUGAAGGAUGUUCUUUACGCACCAAAGAUGGGCGUAACCCUCGCAUCUAUCAGCUGGCUCACCACAGCAGGAUACGCUGCGCUGUUUCGUGAAAACUCUUGCAAGAUU